GGCCGAGCCGCUUCUCCAGCGCCGGGGGCGGCGGCGGCGGCGGUGCCGAUGGUGGCGGUGCGGAGGAGGCGCUGGGGGGUGGCCGUGCUGCUGGCGGCUUACGUGGGCUACCUGGGCAUGGGCGCCGCCGUGCUGCAGGCGCUGGAGCGGCCGGUGGAGGUGCAGGUGGCCCGGCAGCUGCUGCGGGAGUACCUGGGGCUGCUGGCCAACCACAGCUGCCUGCGGGAGCCCGCGCUGCAGCGGCUCAUGGAGGGUAUCAUCCAAGCCUACAAGAGUGGCAUAACCCUCCAGGGAAACACCACUAGCCUGGGCAGAUGGGACUACAGUGGGUCUUUCUUCUUCUCCAUCUCUGCAAUAACAACCAUUGGCUAUGGGAACCUGAGCCCCAGCACUGCAGUUGGUCGAAUCUUCUGCAUCGUGUUUGCACUUUUUGGGAUCCCCUUGAACCUUAUACUCCUGAAUGAAAUUGGGCAGCUGAUGCUGCUUGGGGUUCAGCAUUGUGCCCGCCGCCUAGAGCAGGUGUUGCACUGGCAGAAUAAAGCUUCCUUCCUGAUGAAGACCUGUGCACUGGUAACUGGCUUGUUAUUGUUCCUCCUGCUACCUCCCCUGUUGUUCUCUGACAAAGAAGGCUGGUCUUAUGAAGAAGGCUUCUACUAUUCCUUCAUUACCCUCAGCACUAUAGGGUUUGGAGACUAUGUGAUUGGGAUGAACCCAGAUCGCACCUAUCCAAGCUGGUACAAGAAUGUAAUCUCUCUGUGGAUCCUCUUUGGGAUGGCCUGGCUAGCACUGGUUAUCAGAUUUUGCAUCAACAUUCUUGAGACCUCCAGUGACUUCUGUCAAUGCAGCAAGAAGAGCACGGUGAUGGCAGAAGACUUAAUGGAUGGUAACAAAAACAAUAUGACUGGACUUCAAAAUGUGGAGAUCUGCACUGACAAAGACAAAAACGAAAGCACCAGUUGAAUGUCAUUCUUACACAGCUCCUACAGAAGCCCUCCAGGGAAGAAAAACAUCCUCAGUGUCCUGUAGGUUUUAGUGCCACCAGAGAUUAACCAUUUAGAAAUGUGUAAGUGGAGCUGCCCUGACCUGUGAAUGGGGUGACAGUUUGCUUAUUGAGUUUGAAAUGCUUUUAUUCUGAAUUGAGCAAUGACAGAAUGUUUCAUUUGCAGUACCACCAAGUAUUACCAUAAGGACUCUUAGCCAGAAGUAGAUUUAUGGAAAUAUUACCUGCCCUCUCACCUCAAUCUAUGAGGUGAUCUUUGACAUCCCUGAGCACCACUAGCUGUUGUCCAUUUCUUUGCAUGAUUAUUGCAGCCUCUAGUUAUACAUAUGGCACUUUGCAAAUGCCACAGCCAUAAAAGCAAGUGCUAUUUAAUGCAGGGGACAAAUAGCAUAUUGUCUAAAGAAAUGGAAAGCACUGUUUAAAGCUAUCUGGCUGUCAUGGUGAAUGUGCACCAUCACCUAUACACUUGUGCUUGUGAAAGGUAGUAACAAGGUUUUGCUCUCUGAUCUUUCAUAUGGGAAUGGCAAUGAGGAAGAGAUUGUAGAGGUGCCUGGUAGAAACAGAUCAUUCCAUUUUUUAAGAAGUAAUUUCUACAUCAGAGGUCUACUAACAGAAAUACUGUUAUAGUCAGCUAUUAGUAGGCUAUUCCUUACUUCAGAAUGUAUGUGGGUUCAUCCUGUAAAGUAUUUUGCAGACCAAAUGUCAUCAGCUAAAUGUGAGACUUCAUUCAGACAGAUUUGUAUUUUACCACAACUUGGCAGUCAGAAAAGGAAGACUAGAGGCAAUUUUAAGAAUCAGUGAAGCCAACAUUUUCCUAUCUUCAAUAUUAACAAGGGCUACUUCAAUCUAGAAAGACUGAAUUUUCUUCAGCUGUGAUCAAGAGAUGCUAUUGUGAUGAACUUCUCAUGUCACGAAUGAUUAAUGUACCUGAUCUAUCUAACAUCUUAUAUAUAUAUAAUCACAACUGUCUUUGAUCUGCGGAAUGCCAGACAUGCUUCUCUGGCCUUUGUGUCAGUCAUGAAACAGAACUUGGUUGGGUCUUUUUGGUUCCACUAAAUUCUCAAAAACUUUUUGAUCUAUCAUGCCAUUUAUAAAGGUGCAACAGAGUCUAACUCCUGGUGCUGUUUGUGUUCCAUUACCUGUUCUUCUCAUUUUGUUGUUCCUGUUGUGCUAUUUGCAUCCUAAGCAUUAACUUUGAAAACUUCACCCUGGCAGCAAACCAGAAUGAAGCAUUUGGUUUAGCCUUCAGCUUUUGCCAUGAACCAAGACUCCGUGGGGUUGUUAGAGAAAAGACUGAAAGCAGAGUCUGUUGGAGUAUGGGACGGAGGAAUUAGAAAUAUCCAUAGCUGUAUUCACAGAAGUGGAGUGAGUGAAAAGUGUGUGGGCUUCAGAAACAGAAGUUCUGAAACACAGACAGUGAAAGAAAUGUUUCCAGAAGAGGCCAGUCUGAGUGUUGAUAUCUGGUGGAACUAAUUACAGGAAAAAAUGCAGCAAAGGGAUCAGCUGAAUGAAAUUGUCUGUUGACCUUUUUCUGAUUGCACAGCAAUAAAUGUUCUCUCAAAUACCAUUUGAAGGGGCAGCAGAGAUCAGGAAGGAAAGCAGGGGACCUCUUAGAUAGUACUGAUGCAAAAUAAAUGCAUUUCAAAUUUUCAAACAUUGGGUAAUUUCUUUAACAGCCUUUAGCAUAAACUUUUCUGUUCCAUGUUUCAUCUUGCUUAUUUUCACUGAUGGAUACACAAUGUAGGUUUUACUGGCCUAUGUGAAGAACAAAGUGUAUUUCUUUAAACAAGAGUAAAUUACAAUUCCACUUCACAAAAUGUGAUACCCUUUAAUGCACAUCCUUUGCAUCCUUUUUCCCAUGCAAAACUAAGUAAGUAAAGGUAUUUUAUAAAAUCUGGAUGCCCAGGAGAUAGUAGGAGUUUCUGCUGUCAAAACACAAGAAUGGCUAUGUUAAUCUGUUUCAACUUUUCUUGAAAUGUCACAGACUCUGUGGACUUCUACCAACUCUGCUCUUUGAUGAGAAGGCUUAUAGAAGAGUUGAGAAGAGUUUCUUCUUUUAAGUUUCAAUAUCUAUUGUAUUAAUCUCAUUUUAUUAAUGUUCCCAUGUAUUUUUAGACUGUGGAUGGGGUCUUCAAAAGUGCCUUAGAAGUUUAGGCAGCCUGGUCCCACUGAAGAGCAGUUACAUGUCUUUGGGCAGCUAAUGUACAUUUCUGAGAGGGAAGGGGAGAGGAACUCAAGGAAUAGUCUUGAGGGGGGAAAAAAAAGGAAAAAAACCUUUAGCAGAUCUUGGUACUUCCACUGUAUAUCAGGGUUCAGCCACAGACUUAGGCAUGUGGCUGGGUCUCAAGAUGCCUCAUUAUCUGCCCCAGCUGUCCUUUCUGAGUCACUUCCUUCUGCAGCCCUGCUGCCCAGCUGCUCACCAUCAGCAGAGCUCUGCCACCCACAGUCUGAUAUCCCAUAUUUUAUGGGAGACACAUCAGAGCUGCUGGCAAGCCACACGGACCUCCAGAGCUACAAGUGCUUGCUUGGAUCGCCAAAAAUUUUAGGAAUAAAUGAGUCAGCAUCUCUGACUGGGUUCUCUGACACUAUGUUAGCAUGUUGUCUCUUAUGAAUAUCCUUUUUUUGACAAUUCAUCUCAUCUAGCUUUUGAUGUGGACAGUAGAUAUUAGUAUAUCUGAGUCCCCACAAAGCGCUGUGCCUCUGGUGUUUCCAUUGUUCAUAAAGCUGUGUUGUGGUUAAAUGAUAUGAAUGAAUUGGUUCCCAGAGGGCUGAGAAGAAAGUGCAGUUUUGCAACAUCACAAAAACAUCAUCGUCAAUGUGUCUACUAUACUGAAAUAUGAAAGGUUAUCUUCUCGAGGGUAAGAUAAAGAAA
Molecule: messenger RNA, 3872 nt
Organism: Oenanthe melanoleuca
Lineage: Eukaryota; Metazoa; Chordata; Aves; Passeriformes; Muscicapidae
Gene: KCNK17
Product: potassium two pore domain channel subfamily K member 17
Exons: 5
Coding region: 49-960 (303 amino acids)
Biological process (GO): stabilization of membrane potential; potassium ion transmembrane transport
Cellular component (GO): membrane
Molecular function (GO): potassium ion leak channel activity
Source: RefSeq, a predicted model, not a curated record